CGGGGUGAGGGGGAUGGGUCGUUGAGUGAUAAGAACAGAAGGGGAGGCAGUUCGACACAGUGGUAAUUUUAUUUAUAAUAAACCAGCCGCUAAUUCUAAUCUAACGCUUACAUAUCGAUCAUUGUAUUUCAGCGUAGCGCAAGCAAGGAUGACGAUGCCACAUGUAGGGGCAGUAUUCGCAGCAAUAGCAGGAGUGAUGGCCAUCAUGUUGCACUCCUCCAUUCACAAGAUAGAGGAAGGACACCUUGCUGUUUACUACAGGGGUGGGGCGUUGCUGACUUCUCCCAAUGGACCUGGAUAUCACAUCAUGCUGCCUUUCAUUACCACCUACAGAUCAGUGCAGACUACUCUCCAGACUGAUGAGAUCAAGAAUGUGCCUUGUGGAACAAGUGGUGGUGUGAUGAUCUAUUUUGACAGAAUAGAAGUUGUUAACAUGCUGGUCCCUUCUGCAGUGGUGGACAUUGUGAGGAACUACACUGCUGAUUACGACAAAACUCUAAUUUUCAACAAGAUUCACCACGAACUCAACCAGUUCUGCAGUGUACACACACUACAGGAGGUUUACAUUGAGUUGUUUGACAUUAUAGAUGAGAACCUGAAGACUGCAUUGCAGAAAGAUCUUAAUGCUAUGGCCCCUGGACUCACAAUACAGGCAGUCCGUGUUACCAAGCCCAAGAUCCCUGAGUCUAUCAGGAGGAACUUUGAACUCAUGGAAGCAGAAAAGACUCGUCUGUUAAUAACAGCUCAGACUCAGAAGGUGGUGGAAAAGGAAGCGGAGACUGAAAGGAAGAAGGCCAUUAUAGAGGCUCAGAAAGUGGCUCAGGUAGCAGAGAUCCAGUUCCAGCAGAAGGUGAUGGAAAAAGAGACGGAGAAGAGGAUAUCUGAAAUAGAGGAUGCUGCCUUCCUGGCCAGGGAGAAGGCAAAGGCUGAUGCAGAGUAUUACACAGCUGCCAAGUUUGCUGAAGCAAACAGGCUGAAGUUAACCCCAGAGUACCUGGAGCUGAUGAAGUACCAGGCCAUAGCAGCUAACAGUAAAAUCUACUUUGGCCAGGACAUCCCCAACAUGUUUGUAGAGGGAACCAACAGUCCGCCAAAGUCUGCGCCCUCCCCUAAUCUGCCCAGUGCUGAACCAGACAUACGUAAAGGAAAGCCAGAUAGGCAGUGAGUUCGCAGUCCUGCCUCUGCUCAAGACAGACUGAUGAGGACUUGUUUUGUCUGUGGGGCGGAGAACACAGAACUGAAGGUGAUGGGUGGGAUGGCGUUUGCAGCUAUUUUGGUGAACAGCACGCUUCAGUCUUAAAUCUAAAUGGCAAAGGAAGAGUGGGAAGAUGUAAAGUGAAAGACAAGCAAAAGUGAGAGGGGUAGGAAUGUUCAAGAUCAAAGGGAAUAUAUUUUUCCACCUUCCACUCUUUGGGAAAAGACGAGUUUUAGGGAUGGGAAUGAUGCCAUAGUUAAAAAUCAAAAGCAUAAUAAAUGCUUAUGCCUGGGAAGGCGACAGCAAGUAGUCGCCCUAAUUUACACAUGCUUGCAAUCAGUGCAGUGUUGAACUUUGCUUUUGGAUCUGCAUUCAUUUUGUUGGUUGUAUGCAAGAGGAAUGAUUUGUAAUGAAAAUUAACAUGAUUUUUGAGAAUUAAUUUCUGGUUUAGCUGAACUGGAAUCUGACAGGUGACACUAAUUAAAGGCAAGAUGGUUUGUGUAAGUGUGCCAGGCAGGAAGGUACACUAGUUGGCUCUUUUCUCUCCACAUGAGUCAGUGUGAGGGCUGUUUAGUCACACCACAUAUCUAGUGUUGCCGGUGGUUGACUUUAAAAUAGUUUCGACAGGUUAAUACAGUAGUUUGAGCAUUAUAAACAUGGAUAUUGCAGCACAGCCGUUCACUACAUGGAGCCCUUUUUUUAAAAAAAAACAAAAAAAAACAAAACGAUAUUGCUCUACAAUCAAGUGGCCUGACUUUGUUAAAUUUUCACCUGAGCCUGUAUAAAGUAGAUGCUUUUCUACAGAUACUCAAGUCUUUGAGGUUGGAGGGUUGUCGUCAUGUGUUCAUAGGUAAGUUAAUAUACAGUGGUGAAGGUCUGGUUGUAAUGUAGUUUAUUUUCUGUUAGCAUGGUGAUGGUUUGCUGUUGUUUGUAGUUGUGACUGAGGUCCCAGCUGCCGCAGAAAGGCUUGAGAAGCUGCACUAAGAUCUACUGUGGCGUUUACUGUGAAGCCAACUGAGAAAAAAAAGGUUCUAGUGCUGCUAAAAGAUUCUGAUUUUCUCUGAACUAAUUCAAGAUGAUUCAUAGUUAAAGGUUAAUUAAUAUGGAAAUGAAACAAUAAAGCAGUUUAAUACCAGUGGGUCGUUACACUGGAAGAAGUUUCUUUCUGUCCUCCAUCUGGUUUUGAUCUUUGUGACCAUGCAUGGGGAAAUUUGUAUUGGCUUGAUUCAGAUGAUUAGUAGUGCCUGCGUUGUCUGCUUACUCUGUUCUUUUACAGCUUAUUGAGAUGUGGCUAAAUGUAAAUUCUCAGGAAAUUGACUUUUACUUUAUUUUAACAGCUGCUCAGUGUUGGACAGAGCUUAUACUCCUCAAAAGUCAAAAUUAAAGAAAAUGAGCUUAUAUGCAGUGAAGCAGUAAAAUAAUACAAUAAUGUUUUGAGGACAACCAAAGCAGUGAUUUAAUGUCAAAUUAAAGUUGAUUGUCUUAAAAAAAAAAAAAAACAAACACCACUUUCAUUUAAAGUUAAAAUUUGUCCCCGGUUAAUAUUUAAGGUGACAUUUUUAUUGCACCUUCGCUGUUUUAUUGCACCAUCUAUUUACAGUAGGUGUCUGUGACAUUGAACAUUAUGAGGAUGUUGGUUUGUCAGAGUAGAAAUUAUACAAACAAAAGCUCCCUUCCACUUCAGUGCUUACAUUUUUUUGUAAUUAAAGAAUUGAUGUACUGCAAAGUUUUUGAGUCUUUGCCAAACAAGAUAAUCUAAAGGAUUUUAAUGCCAACACACAGCUCCUAAUUAUAGAGUAGAAUUUGUUUAACCUCUAAUCAGUUUUGUGUAAAGACAUGAGUUCCAGUACGACACAAAAACAAGCUUUGUUGUAUUUAAAGAUGAAUGAUGCUUAGGCUUAAAGCAGAUGCAAGUUGGUGCUAGUUUAUAUUGUGUUUAAGCUUUUGGAUUUUGUUCAGCUCUGUGUUUCAGAAACAUGGAAAUACUUCCACUAUUCAGAAUUCAAGCCUUAAAUAGUAACGGGUGACCCCAGAUUGAAAGAUUCAGCAGUUCAUAUAAACUAAAAGGCUCCUCCUGAACUUGGCUGUGAGACUUCUUAAGAGCUUAGAUGUACAUGCUGUACUGUACGGCCUCAUCGUAGACUCUAACAUGGGAAAGACACAACUAGCAGUGGACACUAAUAGUGCUUGAAGGAUGUUGUGACAUUUACUUGACCUCCGGAUGCCAGUUAAAGGCUGCACUCUGCAUUUGCUUUGGUGGUGGGUUCAAAUAGAGAUGCAAAAGAUGGGUAUGAAUCACUCAUGAAAAAGAUUUUUUUUUUGUCAAUAUUUUGUACAAUCUGUGAAAUUUAAACAUCGUCUCCUUGUUUUAAAAGGUUUAUAUGCAAAAAUGUUUUCAAGUUUUGACAAUGUUCUAAAAUAAAACCUAUUUUGGUA
This is a messenger RNA of Lates calcarifer (barramundi perch), 3631 nucleotides long. It is a transcript of the gene erlin1, whose product is annotated as ER lipid raft associated 1. Gene Ontology annotation, cellular component: endoplasmic reticulum membrane; endoplasmic reticulum. The coding region runs from base 149 to 1165 and encodes 338 amino acids. The transcript has 12 exons. The record is from RefSeq and is a predicted model, not a curated record. Gene Ontology annotation, molecular function: cholesterol binding; ubiquitin protein ligase binding. Gene Ontology annotation, biological process: SREBP signaling pathway. NCBI's taxonomy places the organism in Eukaryota, Metazoa, Chordata, Actinopteri, Centropomidae.